This is a messenger RNA of Morus notabilis, 1255 nucleotides long. Its product is annotated as rhomboid-like protein 11, chloroplastic. Lineage: Eukaryota; Viridiplantae; Streptophyta; Magnoliopsida; Rosales; Moraceae. The transcript is spliced from 7 exons. Gene Ontology annotation, cellular component: membrane. The record is from RefSeq and is a predicted model, not a curated record. Bases 91 to 1029 code for a protein of 312 amino acids. Gene Ontology annotation, molecular function: serine-type endopeptidase activity.
UAUAAGUAGAGAAGCGAUAGAAAGUCCCUUUUCCAGAAGCCCCACUCCUUCCCGGCCAUUUUGCUUGCUCAACUUACAGGAAAAGAAAUAAUGGCGGAGUCUCAUUUUCAGUUUCAGCAGCUCAAAACUCUGAGAAAAUCUCCCCAUUCUCCAUGGAAAAAACCCAUCUUCAUGGCUUAUCUCUCUCACCUUCCCAAUCACAACUUCAAGUUCGCCUUCUCAAAGUCUUCAACAAUCUCUUUCGGUCGCUGCUCACUUUCCCACAGACGCACCGCCAUUCUCGACCUCCCUUUUCGUCCUCUCUUCGCCGCCGCUCGUCCUCGCACGCUUUGCAAGAUGAGCGAUUCCGAUAUAAUGUCACAGCUGGAACUUGGGAAGCCAGAAGAACGCCGAAAACCGCAUAAGCAAGUGACUGGAAUUUUCUGGAUUAUACUUCUCAAUCUAGGAAUAUAUGCAGCUGAUCAUGUGUUUCAGGUUCGUGCAAUAAAAGAUCUAUACCUGUACCACGGUUAUCCUGAGUGGUACCAGUUUCUGACUGCGACUUUCUGCCAUGCUGAUUGGAGACAUCUUUCUAGCAACCUUUUCUUCUUAUACAUUUUUGGAAAACUUGUUGAAGAAGAGGAAGGAAACUUCGGGUUGUGGCUUUCUUAUAUUCUUACAGGAGUUGGAGCAAACCUUGUUUCAUGGCUGAUUCUACCGCGAAAUGCAGUUUCGAUUGGAGCCUCGGGGGCUGUUUUUGGUUUAUUUACAAUUAGUGUCUUUGUAAAGAUGUCCUGGGACUGGAGGAAGAUCCUUGAAGUGUUUAUAUUGGGCCAAUUUGUUGUAGAAAGGGUUAUGGAAGCAGCCCAAGCUUCCACUGCGUUAUCCAGUGGCUUCCGCGGAUCCUCUGCGUUGCAAAGCAUCAACCACAUUGCCCAUCUCUCUGGUGCUCUGGUUGGCGUGUUUCUGGUAUGGCUUAUCAGUAAAGUUCCUUCGGAACCUCCAGAUCAAGAAGUAUCAAAGUUGCAUAGGAAAUCGGACAGAAAAUAGAAAGAUAUUUUUUUGUAUAUCAAAGUAUUCUUUAUCUUGAAAAUGCAUAUUCCUCAAUAGUUCUUUCUGCUUCUGAUCUUGUACUAAAAUUGUUCCCAUAGUAAAUGGAUUGUGGAAAAAGGCAGAAGAAGGCCUUUGGUGAAUCUGCCACAACUGAGGUGAGCGCUGAAAAUGCAUUGAUAUAAAACAGUCACGUUGAUAGAAUUCUAACUUUUUUAAAAUUUAU